AUGGGUUCAUAUGUUUACACAUAUUCUAAGCGUUGGCCGACGGCGACCAUGGUUUUACACAAUUACAGAAGGGGAUAUGGGCUUGGAUAUGACUCUGUUUCUGAUGAUUAUAAGCUGGUUUUAAUCGACGAUACAUUGGAGUUGGGUGAUAUAUCAAUUGUUUAUAGUAUGAAAAGAAACUACUGGGAAUGGAGUAGAAUUCCCCUUGAUCUCUUCAUGCUCGAAGCAAGAGGAUCCUUUGUCGAAGGAUUUCUCAAUUGGGGUUCUGGAAGAAAUAUUGUUGCUUUUGCUCUUGACACUGAAGAAUUCUGUCAGGUGCCUCUUCCCAACGGCAUCAAGGGUUUAGCACUUAUGAACGUGGGCGUAUUGGGAGGAUGCCUAAUGAUGACUCAUGCUAAUAUAAGCGAAUCCAAGCGUAAUGUGUGGGUGAUGAAGGAUUAUAUGGUGAAAGAUUCAUGGAGUAAACUUUACGUAUUACCUUCAGUUCCGAUCAAAGUUAUCGAUCAGAUAAGUAGUGAAUGA
Molecule: messenger RNA, 522 nt
Organism: Tripterygium wilfordii
Lineage: Eukaryota; Viridiplantae; Streptophyta; Magnoliopsida; Celastrales; Celastraceae
Product: F-box protein CPR1-like
Exons: 1
Coding region: 1-522 (173 amino acids)
Source: RefSeq, a predicted model, not a curated record